Molecule: messenger RNA, 504 nt
Organism: Trichobilharzia regenti
Lineage: Eukaryota; Metazoa; Platyhelminthes; Trematoda; Strigeidida; Schistosomatidae
Source: the annotation of a GenBank genome assembly
AUGGUCUACUUCGCAUACAACCACAUCGCCUUCAUCAGCCUGUUGGCACUUACAGCCAUCAAUUCAGGAGAAAUACCAGGAAUCAUGUCGGAUCUGGAAAAUGCAGAAGGCAGAGUACAAAAUCUUACAGAAAAGAUUCUCAGUCAAAAUGCAAGCUUACGAGGAGAAAUAGAAAAGUAUACAGACUGUCUGGAAACUGCAUACACAUACAGUUGGGGACAAGCGGCAUUCACCAAUAUAUUUCAAAAUUUUCCUAGAGAUGCUAAUGAGAAAUUAGGCGAUGUAAAAAACUGUGUCGAACAAGAGGCCUCAGCAUAUCAGAAGAAGAAGGCGGCGUUCCCCACAGACAAAUGUUUCGAAAAUCUGCCUUCAGCGCGUUACGAAGAUCUGGAUCAACUCAAUAAAGAUAUUUAUCAAUUAUUUCAAGUCAAAUACCGAUUUACCAUUGAAACUUAUAAUAGAAAUGUGUACGAAAGCCAACUGAAGAUGUUGCUAAAAAAUUGA